UAAUGGUGGUUGUCAAAUUUGAUGUGGUUUUAUCUUCCAUUGUGAUUGGUGCAAAUAAUAAACUGAUUAGUUUUUCUUAUUUGCAGAUGCACGGAUUGCGGAGACUGAUGCAGGGAGACGCGAAACAUCCCAAAGCCCCCUUAGGAAAUAACUUUAGACCACCUCAACCUCUUCACCAUCGUCCAGUACGAACAAACAUUGACUUCAAUGUCAAGCAUCCGGGUGCGGCUGGCAAAUACUGCCCCAGCAUGUACAAAGAUGUAUACUACAAAGCGAAUAGUUGGAAGCAGCACUGAAAUAACGAUAAUAACAAAAAAACUUUAUAGUGAAAGUCGAACUUCAAUAUAAAACAAUACGGUGAAAGUGCAUAUCGUGAAAAUAUAAUUUUUAUAGUGAAUUUGAAUAUCUCAGUAGUGCAAAUAAACGACAACAAAAAAUAAUAAUGAAAACAUAUCAUAUUUUGGAAGAAAUUCAAAAGGUAUUAUGAGCUGAUGUGACCUGCUUUCUGAUAUUAGAGUAGCGAAUUUAGAAAACGAAUGCCAUGUGAAUAGAAAGUUUAAUUUUUGUAAUUUUUGUGCGUUGAAAUCAGCUAACUUUUGUUAUCUUGUAAGGCCUAACCGACAAAAAAUGUUUUAAAAAAACCAAGCUAAAAGAAUGUCAAUAUAAAAUGGAUAAUAUCAAACAUGAGCGAUAUCGGGAAGUGGAGUAAACAUAUAUUUUACGUAAAUAUGAAAUUGUUGACUAAUUCUGAUACCGUUCCUGUUAUUGUUAGUUGUAAUAUCAUAUAAUGUUUGUAAAAAACCAUUUGUGUUUGUAAAGAAAGUUUAUUUCUCCUUAAUAUACAUAUCUUAAUA
This is a messenger RNA of Photinus pyralis (common eastern firefly), 854 nucleotides long. Its product is annotated as carbonic anhydrase-related protein 10-like. The record is from RefSeq and is a predicted model, not a curated record. NCBI's taxonomy places the organism in Eukaryota, Metazoa, Arthropoda, Insecta, Coleoptera, Lampyridae. The transcript is spliced from 2 exons. The coding region runs from base 3 to 296 and encodes 97 amino acids.